UCCUCUCCUCAACCACCACCAACCCAACCCACCGCCGCUGCCAUGCGCCGCCCCCUCCGCCGCCGCUAGCCCAUCCAGCCAGCCGUCGGUCGGUCGGAAUGGCCCACCGCGCGCCAAUGCCGGGCUCCCUCUCCGACGCCCUCGCCGCCGCGGUGCUCCGGGACAAGCCCGACGCGCUCCCUCCCGGUCGGCUCUCCCCCGUCUCGCCGCUGCUCCACUCCAGGGUCCCCACCCCGACCUCCUCCUCGUCCGGCUCCUCCGGGUCCGCGCCGAGGACGGCGGCGGCGGGAACGGGCGUGUCGGUGGCGUCCGCCGGCGUCGCCGCGCGGCGUGGCGACUGCUACGGCGGCGAGGGGUUCGGGGGUUGCGAGGAGGCCGGGGGUGGAUACCGGUGCUCGGGGGCCGCUGGCCCGCUCAUCUACACGUCGUGCUCGACCGCGGGUGGCGGUGGCGGUGGCGGUGCCGCCGGCUCGAGCACCGCCACCUCGGCGCUCGCCAACGGUGCGUUCCCCGCGGGCAACAUCUACCCCUCUGGCCGCCUCCCCACCACGCCGCCGGUUCCGCUGCCCCGUGCCGCCCGCCGCGACGUGCUCGGCUCCGGCACCGGCAACUACGGCCACGGGAGCGUCGUCCGCGCGCGAUGUGCCACCCCCGCCGGCGCCGCCGCAGUCUCCGAUGACCACGCGUCGCCGGUCAGGACGUCCGCGGCGAGUACCGAGGCCGAGGAGAUUAGGCGCGCCGGGAACGAGCAGUACAAGAACGGGUGCUUCGAGGAGGCGCUGCGGCUGUACGACCGCGCGCUCGCCAUCUGCCCCGACAGCGCCGCGUGCCGAGGCAACCGCGCCGCGGCACUCAUCGGACUCAACCGCCUCAGCGAGGCCGUUAGGGAGUGCGAGGAGGCCAUCCGGCUCGAUCCGUCCUACGGCCGCGCGCACCACCGCCUCGCGUCACUGCAGAUAAGGUUUGGGCGCACUGCUGAUGCCCGGAAGCAAAUGGGCAUGGGUGGCCUGCAGCCGGAUGUUGUAGAGUUACACAAAUUAGAAGCAGUAGAAAAACACCUGGGGAGAUUUGUUGAUGCACGCAAGAUUGGCAAUUGGAAGAGCGCGCUGAGGGAAUGCAACGCUGCAAUCGCGGCAGGAGCAGACUUUUGUGCAAUGCUCUUUGCUUCUAGAGCGGAAGCUCUUCUCCAGAUGAAUCAACUUGAUGAGGCUGAUUUGGCGAUUUCUAGAGCAUCCAAGCUUGAUUGUUCAUCCUCAUGCACCCAGGACAUGAUGUUCUGUGGGUUUCAGGCCAACUCAUACCUAUACUAUGUACAUGCCCAAGUUGACAUAGCAUUUGGAAGGUUUGAUGGUGCUCUGUCAUCUGUGGAAAAAGCUAGGAAAAUAGAUUCUGGAAACAUUGAAGUGAUGGCCAUGCAUAAGAAUGUGAAAACUGUUGCCCAAGCUCGGUCCUUAGGGAAUGAACUCUUUCAUUCUGGAAAAUUUGCAGAAGCUUGCCUAGCAUAUGGUGAAGGGCUCAAGCAUCACCCUGCUAAUUCUGUCCUCUACUGCAAUAGGGCUGCUUGCAUGUUCAAGUUAGGGCAAUGGGAGAAAUCUAUUGAGGACUGCAAUGAAGCACUUAAGAUUCAACCCAAUUAUUGGAAGGCUCUCCUAAGGCGUGCAGCUUCCUAUGGCAAGAUGGAAAACUGGGCAGAUUCUGUAAAAGAUUAUGAGGUUCUUAGGAGGGAACUUCCUAGUGACACUGAGGUAGCAGAGGGGCAUUUCCAUGCCUUUGUUGCUCUUAGGUCAUCCCGAGGUGAGGACGUAUCCAAUAUGAAGUUUGGUGGAGAGGUUGAAGCACUUCUAGGAACAGAACAAUUCCAGAUGGCUACAGCCUUGCCAGGUGUUUCUGUUGUUCAUUUCAUGGCACCUUUAAACCAGCAAUGUUCUGACAUUGCCCCAUUCGUGGAUGCACUGUGUACCAGAUAUCCAUCUGUUAAUUUUCUCAAGGUGGAUAUAACUGAGAACCCCACAGUUACACAAUUAGAAAAUGUCAAGACAGUUCCAACCUUUAAAAUCUACAAGGAUGGUACAAGAGUGAUGGAGAUGAUCUGUCCCAGCCAUCAGCUGCUGGAGUCCUCACUGAGACAAUUUGAAGUCUAGACCGUGAUCUCAAUUAUUUAAUAUUUCCUGCAAAUCCAACAUCUGAGAAUUGACACGUGAUAGCCACAGCUAAGAAGGCAAUAUUGUUUGCCCUCUGUGAAGGCAAGUGAAGAUAAGUGAGUGAUAUGGAAAUUUACCCCAUGUCCUCCAACCACAUUCUUCUGUGCAUUUUUACCUCCUCAUUUGUUACUUAUGUAUCUUAUUUAUUCUUUCUAUAUAUAAUGUAUAUGUUUGCGUUUUUCUUCUAUAAAUAAACAAUGUCUUCCAUUCUGGUAUAGAAUAGGUGUAAAUUCUUGUUCUCAUUAAACUCAUGUAUUUAAGUUAUGUGGUUUGUAUUCUGUGUAUCCACAAACACCUGCUGCAUCUGUAAGCUUUUGUAGCAGUCCUUUUAUACAGAAUUAUAUGUAAAUUAUAUGUAACCAUAUCGUCCAUAA
Molecule: messenger RNA, 2575 nt
Organism: Oryza brachyantha (malo sina)
Lineage: Eukaryota; Viridiplantae; Streptophyta; Magnoliopsida; Poales; Poaceae
Product: TPR repeat-containing thioredoxin TTL1-like
Exons: 7
Coding region: 99-2141 (680 amino acids)
Cellular component (GO): cytoplasm
Molecular function (GO): protein binding
Source: RefSeq, a predicted model, not a curated record